Cooperia oncophora is the source of this 1302-nucleotide messenger RNA. Lineage: Eukaryota; Metazoa; Nematoda; Chromadorea; Rhabditida; Trichostrongylidae. The record is from the annotation of a GenBank genome assembly.
AUGACCGGUAUUGAGGACCUUUUCCGGCAGAGUGCUAAUUUCUAUGGUGUUCGGCUCUCCGCUGAAAUGACAAAGAAGAUAGAAUUCAUCAUUUGCCAGUGCAAACCCAGUACACAGGAUAAACAUUUCGAGUGGUUCUCAAAUUCGUUCUUCCGCGGGCCGGAUGGUUUGAGUCUUCGAGCAGAAGCGAUCCGCUAUGUGCUUUAUUUUUUCAAGCCGGAUAUGCCAUCUCAUGUGCUCGACGCUCGUAGCCAUUUCCUCUACUAUUUGCUAACGAGUUUCCCUCCCAAUACUGAUGUUGAACAGCAGUGGUGCAAGACUGUCGUAUGGUUUGAUUGGCUUACUUAUGAUGCUCAUACGUUAGUGCAAUUCAUCGAGCCUGUUAUGGGCAUGAUAAGACAAGCCCUUGCAAAUUUGCCAUCAAAAGCGAGUUCAAUGCUGGAGUAUGUCUGCAAAAGUAUCACGUUUAUUUAUCCUCCACGUACAGAAUUGUUCAAAAAGUGUGCAAAUGAUGCUAUGCAGGCUGUGCAUGACUACUAUGGAGGAAACCUUGUCGCAAUUUUGGACAGUCCUCGCAUCGACCGCAAUGUCAGAGAGCUUGUACGGGAAACAUUCGCUGAUUACUUUGCUCGUAAUACCAGCCUUCCAUCGCCGGCAACAGCCCCUUCAAUGCCAUCUCCUGCUCCUCCAGCUGCUGCGCAGCCACCGCCACCAGCCAGGCCUCUAACCGCAACGGCCCCCAAUUCAAAUCAUGCACCUGUUGCUAAAGAAAAGUUCCGAUUGAAGGAUAGGGACAAGAAUAAGGAAAACGACAGAGACGAUAAGGAAAGAGGAAAAGUGAAUAAAACGCCAAGUCCACCGAAUGGCACUUUGAUUACAUCAAAAAUGGAUGAGACCAAGAAGAAGGAGCGAGAAAAAGAGAUUGAUGAGUUGAUGGAGCAACUACGAGACGAUUUCAAAACUACAAUGAUGACCUUGAGAGAGGCUUUCCGAGAAACUGAGGACGACAGCGAACGAGGCGAAGCUGUACAAAAAUUGCUGCAGAAACUUUUAGAAAAUGAGGAUUCCAUUGAUGAGGAGCAACUCGAGAUAGUGGCGCACUGUGUUCAACUGGUAAUGGGUAGUCCAGUAGAAGGCAAUCGUCGAUCGAUACUUCCAGAUCCUGUGACAGAAGACUCCCUUCGCAGACUCAUUCGCCCAUCCUUUAUUUAUAAUCUUCCGAAAUCUCUGUUAUACCCCGGAUACGGACACAACUACGCGAUCUCUAAUGGUAAACAUGAUCGCAACUAUGCGGGAUUAUGA